This is a messenger RNA of Megalops cyprinoides (Indo-Pacific tarpon), 5749 nucleotides long. RefSeq names its product nuclear receptor coactivator 2 (gene ncoa2). Bases 583 to 5142 code for a protein of 1519 amino acids. Gene Ontology annotation, molecular function: protein dimerization activity; nuclear receptor binding. The transcript has 22 exons. Gene Ontology annotation, biological process: cellular response to hormone stimulus; positive regulation of transcription by RNA polymerase II. Gene Ontology annotation, cellular component: nucleus. The record is from RefSeq and is a predicted model, not a curated record. NCBI's taxonomy places the organism in Eukaryota, Metazoa, Chordata, Actinopteri, Elopiformes, Megalopidae.
CCUUUCUUGUACGUUCGAAUUGCGUUGCGUUUGGGUCACUUUUAUCGAUGUUAAGUUUAAUGUAUUUCGAUAAAAUGGUAAACGAAAGAAAGAAAACCGCGAUCAAAAUAUCCACAUUAUAACAUCGUGUGCGUUUAUGGAAGUCCUCUAGACGAACUCUUCAUGGCCGCGUUGAAGACAACCUAAAUCCCGAUUCUUGCGUGUUGCAAAAGCAGAUGCGUUGGAGUGGUCAGUGAGUGAUUCUUCAAAUUGAACAAAUUGCAGCAUUAAGCAACUAUUGAAACGGCAACAAAGUUCAAUCGCCCAAUUCACACUGGAUCAUUGCAGAUACGGUAUCCCGGCGUGGUCAGCUACUGUGGUUAGCUAGUCCCUACCAUCGUAUGAAACGGCGUUCUACUCCGUGGAAUUCAAGACUAACGUUAGCUUUAACUUUGGUGUUUUGACAGAAGGGGAAUAAAUCAUUGUCAAGUGACCCAGAGUGAAGUGGAUGAUGCCUAAAGAGAACCAAGUAUUCCCCUGCCGCAGAAAUGCCUUAGGGCUGUUUUUGGACUAAAGCCAAGCAGUUGCUGAUAUGCAUUGAAGAUGAGUGGUGUGGGUGAAAAUACCUCAGACCCCGCCAGGGCGGAGUCUCGGAAGCGCAAAGAAUGUCCAUCCGAUCUCCUGGGACCCAGCCCUAAACGAAGCACUGAAAAACGAAACCGUGAGCAUGAAAAUAAAUACAUAGAAGAACUUGCUGAGUUGAUCUUUGCAAACUUCAACGACAUUGACAACUUCAAUGUCAAGCCUGACAAAUGUGCAAUCUUAAAAGAAACUGUGAAACAGAUUCGUCAAAUAAAAGAGCAAGAAAAAGCUGCUGCAGCCAAUGAAGAGGAGGUGCAGAAGGCUGACGUCUCGUCGACAGGCCAAAGUGUUAUUGACAAAGAUGCCCUUGGACCAAUGAUGCUCGAGGCCUUGGACGGGUUCUUCUUCGUGGUGAACAUGGAGGGGAACAUUGUGUUCGUGUCAGAGAACGUGACCCAGUACCUGCGCUACAACCAGGAGGAGCUGAUGAACACCAGCGUGUACAGCAUCCUGCACGUGGGCGACCACGCCGAGUUCAUCAAGAACCUGCUGCCCAAAUCGCUGGUGAACGAGGUGCCCUGGUCCAGCGAGAACACACGCAGGAACAGCCACACCUUCAACUGCCGCAUGCUGGUGAACCCCCACAGCGAGCUGGACGAGGAGGCCCACGACCACGAGGCCCAGCAGAAGUACGAGACCAUGCAGUGCUUCGCCGUGUCAGAACCAAAGUCCAUCAAGGAGGAAGGCGAAGAUUUCCAGUCCUGUUUGAUCUGCGUUGCACGGAGGGUCCCAAUGAAAGAGAGGCCCAUGCUCCCGGCCCACGAGAGCUUCACGACCAGGCAGGACCUGCAAGGUAAGAUCACGUCACUGGACACCAGCCUGCUGCGAGCCUCCAUGAAGCCCGGCUGGGAGGACCUGGUCAGGAGAUGCAUUCAGAGGUUUCACCUGCAGAACGACGGGGAAAUGUCCUUCGCCAAGCGGCAUCAGCAGGAAGUUCUGAGGCAGGGACAAGCGUUCAGCCCCAUCUACCGCUUCUCGCUGUCGGACGGCACCAUCGUCUCGGCGCACACCAAGAGCAAGCUGGUGCGCUCCCCGGACACCAACGAACCUCAGCUCUACAUGUCCCUGCACAUCCUCCAGAGGGAGCCGGUGGUAGGCGGGAUGAACCAGGAUAUGGCCGGACAGGGGAUGGGGAAGCCGCUGACCGCCGUCCCGUCGAUGACUCCUCCCACCCAGGGCGGCAUGUCCGCAGGCGUGCAGGGACAGGACGGGAACUUCCCCGCCGUAACGGGCCCCAAGGAGGGGCCGACGGGGGCGGGCCAGGCCCAGAGCUACCGGUUCGGGUGCCAGGGGACGAUGAGCCACGGCCCCGGCAUGCAGGUGGCCACUCCUCAGGGUAGUAACUAUGCACUCAAGAUGAACAGCCCCUCACAGAGCAGCCCCGGCCUGGCCCCCGGGCAGCCCAACUCCAUGCUCUCGCCGCGGCACCGCGUCAGCCCGGGCGUGGCCGGCAGCCCACGCGUGCCCCCCGCCCAGUUCUCCCCGGCAGGAAGCCUGCACUCCCCCGCGGGGAUGUGCGGCAGCACAGGAAACAGCCAUAGCUACACCAGCAGCUCCCUCAACGCACUUCAGGCCCUGAGCGAGUGCCACGGCGUCACCCUGGGCCAGUCUCUGGGCUCGCCCGACAGGAAGAUGGGCUCCCCGGGCAACGCGGUCAACCCCCACCCGCUGGCCAAGAUGAACAACUCCGACUUCAAGGACCCGCUGGGCUCGUUCGGGGACCAGGUCCCGCCCGACCCGCCCCAGGAGGAGGCCGGCGAAGACCAGAAGGAGGAGAAGGAGAACAGCCUGGGCCAGUUUGGCGGUGGCGGUGGGGGCACCGGUGUUGGCAGUACGGAGGGCAGCGACGCCCAGAGCCGCCUCCACGACAGCAAGGGUCACACCAAGCUCCUGCAGCUGCUGACCACCAAGUCAGAGCAGAUGGAGCCGUCCUCGCCUGUCACCGCCCCUGGCGGGGACGCCGGCUGCAAGGACCCGGCGCUGUCCGGGACUGGGGGCGGCCCCUCGCAGGGGGCAGUCGGGAGCCACGCCACGUCGCUUAAGGAGAAGCAUAAGAUCUUGCACAGGCUCCUGCAGAACAGCACCUCCCCGGUGGACUUGGCCAAGCUGACCGCGGAAGCCACGGGGAAGGACCUGUGCCAGGAGGCGGCGGGCAGCAUGACCGCCGUGGCGGACCUGGCCACCAAGCAGGAGCCCACCAGCCCCAAGAAGAAGGACAACGCGCUCCUCCGCUACCUGCUGGACAAGGAUGACACCGGCUCUGACAAAGGCAUUAAGAUGGAGCCGGCGGACGGCAAGAUGGACGGCUCAAAGCUGACCAACAUGAAGAGUGAGAAGCUGGACAGCGGCUAUGACAGAUCAGAGCAGUCCAGCGAGCUGGACGACAUCCUGGACGACCUGCAGAACAGCCAGCCGCAGCUCUUCUCUCAGUCCCGGCCCAUGUCCCUCCCCGCCGCCGUGGACAAGCAGUCCAUCAUCAACGACAUCCUGCAGAUGACGGGCGAGGGCGCGGCGGCCGCCGGCAGCAGCAUGCCGCCGCAGAAGGCCUUCCCCGGCAUGGCCCCCGGAAACUUCAGCGGUCCCAGGCCGGGCCAGCCGGGCAGAGGGCCGCCGGUCCGCAGCGUGUCCCUGGACAUGAACAUGUCGUCCCAGGCCUCCGCCGGACCCUUCCCUCCCAUGAGGAACAACAGCCCCUACUCCGUCAUGCAGCAGCAGGGCAUGAUGGGAAAUCACGCCAUGAUGGCCAACCAGUCUGGCCUCGUCAACGCAGGCAUGCUGGGAAGUAACCCCCCGCGCGCCGGCCUGCAGCCGGACGCCUGGGGCUCCCACGGGCCCGCCGCGAGCAGCGCCGGCCCGGCCGCCGUCAACCAGCCGCUGCAGCAGGGAGCGGGGCCCGGACGCAUGGCGCCCAGCGCGGGCGCCGGAGUUCCCAUGAGGCCCGGCGGCCAGCCGGGACCCAGGCAGAUGCUGCCGGCGCAGAUGAUGGCGAGCGCGCAAUCGGACCUGGACCUGGGCAUGUCGGGGCCCCAGUUCUCCCAGCAGCAGGCCCCGCCCAAUCAGACGGCCCCGUGGCCCGACAGCAUGCUGCCCAUCGAGCAGGGGCCCUUCGGCAACCAGAGCAGACCGGUGUACACCAAUCCCCAGGAGGAGGCGCUGUGUCCGCCUGCCACCACGGACAGCCAGGCGGACGAGGGAGCCCUGCUCAGCCAGCUGUACACCGUGCUCAAGGACUUCGACGGCCUGGAGGAGAUUGACAGGGCCCUGGGCAUCCCUGCGCUGGUCAGCCAGGGGCAGUCCAUGGAGCAGGAGCAGUUUCCCAACCAGGACCCCGGCAUGAUGCUGGAGCAGAAGCCGCCCAUGUACGGCCAGCAGUACACCCCUCCCGCGCACAUGGCCCAGGGCAACUACGCCUCCAUGCAGGACGCCAACUUUCACGCCAUGGCCUCCCCGAUGGGCCAGCGGCCGGGCUACCCCAUGCUCCGCCUGCAGCCGCGGCCCGGGCUCAGGCCGGCGGGCGUGGUGCCCAACCAGCCCAACACGCUGAGGCUCCAGCUGCAGCACCGUCUCCAAGCACAGCAGAAUCGUCAGCCGAUGAUGAACCAGAUCGGCGGAGUGUCUAAUUUGAACCUACCUCUACGACCCAAUGUACCCACCCAGGGAACCAUCAAUGCUCAAAUGCUGGCUCAGCGGCAGCGGGAGAUCCUGAGCAACCACCUGCGCCAGCGGCAGCUGGAGCAGCAGCGGCAGCAGCAGGUGCAGCAGAGGACCCUGAUGAUGCGGGCGCAGGGCCUCAGCAUCCCGCCCAACAUGGCCGCCGCCGCCGCCGCCGCGGCCUCCGCCGGCAUGCCGGGCGCCAUGAGCAACCCGCGGAUCCCCCAGGCAAACCCCCAGCAGUUCCCCUACCCGCCCAACUACGGUACCGGACUUGCGUCCCCGCCCCCCUCCACCAGUCCCUUCUCCCCAGUGUCCCCCAGCCUCCCUGGGUCACAGCUCCUCUCCCACAGCUCCUUGCAUGGCUCCCAGAUGAGUCUGGCUAACCAGGGAAUGAUGGGAAACAUGGGAGGACAGUUUGGGGCUGUAAUGAGUCCCCAAAUGCAGCACAGUGCCUUCCAGUUUCCCAGCUCAGGUGUGUCCGGGCCCUCAGGUAUGAAUCAGCAGCCUGACGCAGGGUUUGGAGGAGCCACCACCCCCCAGAGUCCCCUGAUGUCCCCGAGAAUGGGUCACGCCCAGAGCCCCAUGAUCCAGCAGCCACAGGCCAACGCCACCUUCCAGUCCUCGUCCGACAUGAACGGCUGGGCGCAGGGGAACAUGGGAGGGAACAGCAUGUUCACACAACAGUCGCCACCUCAGUUUGCGCAGCAGCCCAACGCCAGCAUGUACAACAACAACGGCAUGGGCAUCAACGCAUCCGGCGCCAUCAACAACAUGAACCAGAUGUCAGGGCAGAUGAGCGUGACCUCAAUGACCUCUGUGCCUACGUCAGGCCUGUCCUCCAUGGGCCCUGAGCAGAAGUAUUGUUGACUGGGGUCACCGGUGGAACGUCAACUCUGUAGCAUGGCGCAGGGGGCCCGUGUCCAUCUGACACCAACCCAACCAAUGGUCUACAGCCCACAGUCAGAGACUGGCUCCCACCACCGCAGGCUUGCCCCAGGCCACCUCUCCAAACCUCCACAGCCACCUCUCCCAGGAACACCCCAGGGACUACAGCAAGACCCCCCCCCCCCUACUGCAAGAGAGCACCAGGCACUUGCUCUCCCCUUUCACACCCCUGAAAGCCAGACAGUCUGUCGAUUGCAUUCACCGUAGUGUGACUUAGGUCUCCCCCUGAAUGACAAAACUGCAAGUGGCAUCAGGACCCUCAUCAAAUGAAUGUAUUUUCCUUUCUGGGGACGAUGACCACACUCUCGAAUCUUAUCUGGAAAUAUGCCCAGUUCGCUCCUGUCCUUCUGGCUCUGUCCUGUUUUUUCCUCUGUUCCAAAUUAGGUGUGAAAACUCUAAAUACGUUUGGAUUCUGGACAGCGUUCUAAAUUCAGCCAAUUUUAUUUUUGUUUGUUGUUGUUUUUUUUUUCUUUUGUGUGAGAAUAAAAUAUUAGAAUGAAGUUGAAAUGGUUUCUAUAUGAAUCAAGAG